UUCCCAUUUUUGUCUUAUUCUUGUCUAUUUUUCAUUUCACUCGCAUUUUUGUUUCUGAAUGUGAGAAGUAAUUAUAAUAACAAGCUGAGUUUCAUUACUUUGGCUGAGAAAAAAAAAAAAAGAUAAUGAGUAUUCUCAAGUUAGUUACAGUACUCUUUGUUGUGAAUGGAGCAGUUGGUUGCUUAGAGAAUGAGAGACAAGCUCUUCGUCAAUUGAAGGCAAGCCUGACGUUGGAUGCCGACACUUUCUUUUUGCCUAGUUGGGACAGUAAGAGUGAUGAUUGCUGUGCAUGGGAAGGAAUCCGCUGUAACAAUCAAACUGGACAUGUUGAAAUCUUUCAUCUUAGUCCUCCUCAUUUUGGUGCUUUUCCAGGCGAGAUCAACGCAUCUUUGGUGGAGUUGAGACAUUUAAAAUAUUUCAACAUUAGUGGGAACCGGUUUUUAUUCAAUACUUUCCGUGAAUUGUUUGGUUCUUUAACCAACUUGAGAAUCCUUGAUCUUUCCCACAAUUUCCUGGAGGGUACAAUCCCUCAUCAUCUUGGAAAUCUCUCUCAUUUGCAGCACCUUGAUCUUUCAGACAAUUUCCUGGACGGUACAAUCCCUCGUCAUCUUGGAAAUCUCUCUCAUUUGCAGUACCUUGAUCUUUCAGGGAGCGGUCUUGUUGGAAUCAUUCCUCACCAACUUGGAGGCCUUUCAAGUUUACAAGAGCUUUAUCUAGGAUACAAUUUCGGACUCAAAUUCGAAGAUAAGAACAAUCACGUUGGAGGUCAGUGGCUUUCUAAUCUCACUCUUUUAACCCAUCUUGACUUGAGUACCAUACCCAAUCUCAAUUCUUCUCAUGCCUGGAUGCAAACGAUCGCCAAGCUUCCAAAAAUACAAGAAUUAAAGCUAUCUACCUGUGCUCUUUCAGAUCUUUAUCUACAUUCUCUGUCCCAUUCACUAUUCAAUUUUUCUACUUCUCUUACAAUCCUUGACCUUUCAUUCAAUACCUUCUCUUCCUCCAAAAUAUUUGAAUGGGUGUUUAAUGCCACCUCUAACUUAAUUGACCUUGAUCUUAGUGAUAACAAAUUCAAUGGCACCAUUCUAUAUGAUUUUGGCAACAUACAAAACCCUCUUGAACGUCUCGACUUGUCGAAUAAUGAACUACAAGGUGGAGUUCCAGAAUCUAUUAGACAUAUAUGUACGUUACAGUCAUUGGAUCUUGAUAUUACCAAGUUGAAUGAAGACAUUUCAACCAUUCUACACAAAUUGUCUGGUUGUGCAAGAUACUCGCUGCAACAUUUGAGUUUAUUUUACAACCAAAUUACUGGAACAUUGCCUAAUCUUUCAAUAUUCCCAUCUCUAAUAACACUCGACCUUUCAAGCAAUAUGUUAAGUGGGAAGGUUCCGGAUGAAAUUCCAAAAUCAUUGGAGUCUUUGAUAUUUUAUUCAAAUUCUUUAGAAGGCGGAAUUCCAAAAUCAAUUGGAAACCUAUGUUCAUUAAGGUCGCUAGAUCUGUCAAGAAACAAGCUGAGUGAGGAUCUUUCAGUGAUACUUCAUAAUUUAUCUUUUGGGUGUGCAAAAGAUUCACUGCAAGAAUUAAACUUGGAAAGCAACCAAAUUAUUGGCACGGUACCUGACAUGUCAAUGUUCUCAUCUUUAGGAACUCUCGACCUAUCCAACAAUUCAUUAAGGAGGAUACUACAAAUUUCAACAUUCCCCUAUCAUUUAGAAAGUCUAUACUUGGAUUUUAAUGAUUUGGAAGGUGUGAUCACAGACUCCCAAUUUGGAAACAUGUCCAUGUUAAAGGAAUUAUACUUGAAUGAAAACUCAUUGUCUCUCGUAUUUCCUGAAAAUUGGGUGCCAGCUUUUCAAUUGAAUACCAUUGAGCUAAGGUCAUGUAUGUUAGGGCCUAGUUUUCCAAAAUGGUUGCAGAGUCAAAAACUUCUUCAACGGAUAGACAUUUCUAAUGCUAAAAUUUCAGAUGCAGUUCCAGUAUGGUUUUGGACUCAAACAAAAAAUUUAAAUUUCAUGAAUAUUUCAUACAAUAAUCUGUUUGGCACAAUUCCAAAUUUGCCCAUAAGAUUUUCGGAAGGUUGUGAAGUAUUUAUGGAUUCAAAUCAAUUUGAAGGUUCAAUCCCCCUGUUUUUGCGAAGUGCAACAUUUCUACGGCUGUCCAAGAACAAAUUUUCCGAUACUCGUUUAUUUUUAUGUUCUAACAAUUCAAUUGAUAGAUUGCGCCAAUUGGAUAUAUCAAAGAAUCAACUAUCCAAGCAGCUCCAUGAUUGUUGGAGUCAUUUGAAAUCAUUGGAAUUUCUAGAUUUUAGUGACAAUACUUUGUCUGGUGAAGUACCAUCCUCAUUGGGAUCAUUACUUGCACUUACAGUAUUGAUAUUGCGUAACAAUACCUUCACUGGGAAGUUGCCUGUCUCCUUGAUAAAUUGCACAGGACUGAUCAUGCUUGAUGUUGGAGAUAAUAGAUUCUCCGGACCAAUUCCGUAUUGGUUAGGACAACAAUUGGAAAUGUUAAGCUUACGAAGGAAUCAAUUUUAUGGAAAUCUUCCGCGGAGUCUUUGUUACUUAACAAACAUUCAGUUGUUGGACCUCUCUGAAAACAACCUGUCAGGACAAAUUUUCAAAUGCAUAAAGAAUUUUUCUUCCAUGACUCAAAAGAUUUCCUCAACUAGAGAAGAAGGCUUAUACAUAGAUUUCUCACGUGGACCUGGAAUUGUUCAGAAAUCUAACAGCUAUGAUUUGAUUACUGUGUUGAUGUGGAAAGGUGAAGAACGAUUGUUCAAGAAUAAUAAGCUUAUUUUGAGGAGUAUUGAUCUUUCAAGCAAUCAAUUGAUGGGAGAUAUUCCAAAAGAAAUAGGAAACUUGAUCGAAUUGGUGUCACUGAAUUUAUCAAACAACAAUUUGACCGGAGAAAUUACUUCAGAGAUUGGAAGGUUAACAUCACUUGAAUUUCUUGACUUGUCAAGAAACCAUUUCUUUGGUCCAAUUCCUCCUUCUCUAGCUCAAAUUGAUCGUUUGUCCAUGUUGAAUCUUUCCUAUAACAAUCUUUCUGGAAGAAUUCCAAUUGGCACACAAUUACAAAGUUUCGAUGCAUCAAGUUAUGAAGGAAAUGUUGGUCUUUGUGGAAAACCACUUGACAAAAACUGUCCAGGAGAUGAAGAAGAUACACCUCAGAAACCAGAAACAAAUGAAGAAAGUAGUCCUCUAGAAGAUAAAAAACCAAUUUAUUUGAGUGUGGGAUUGGGAUUUAUCACAGGAUUUUGGGGACUGUGGGGAUCUUUGUUUCUCAUCAGGACUUGGAGACAUACAUAUGUCUUGUUCUUGAACAACAUAGUUGAUACAAUGUAUGUGUUUAUGGUGCUGAAUGGAAUUAAAUUUCAAAGGUGGCUCGGAGGUUUGCAGGAAAAGUUUUUCUAAGCACCACCAAUAGAAUCACGUGAGGUUUUGUUGAAGAAAGGUAGCAGAAAAAUAAAGGAAUUCAGAGUUCUUUGUCAAGUAUUAGUAAUUUACAUCACCAAUUUCUGAAGCAUAUACAUGUUAUAUAUGUUGUGAGACAAAUAAUGUUAUUGUCAAAGAAAAAUACAUGUUUUAAAAUCUUGUUAUUGAGAUAUUGUAAUGAUUGCACUCUUGGUCCUUCUGUUUUCCAAUAUUGUUGUAAUAAAGUUAUUGAAAAAAUAAUAUGACUGUUGUGAAUCACCAUUUUAUGUUUGUGAUUCUUGACAUAACUAUUACUAUGAAGUAUGGAUCAUGGAAGUUUGAAUAGGAAAUGAAAUAAAGUUGAUUAUAAG
Molecule: messenger RNA, 3781 nt
Organism: Vicia villosa (hairy vetch)
Lineage: Eukaryota; Viridiplantae; Streptophyta; Magnoliopsida; Fabales; Fabaceae
Product: receptor-like protein EIX1
Exons: 2
Coding region: 126-3410 (1094 amino acids)
Molecular function (GO): protein binding
Source: RefSeq, a predicted model, not a curated record